Molecule: messenger RNA, 1736 nt
Organism: Populus nigra (black poplar)
Lineage: Eukaryota; Viridiplantae; Streptophyta; Magnoliopsida; Malpighiales; Salicaceae
Product: arogenate dehydratase 3-like
Exons: 1
Coding region: 241-1575 (444 amino acids)
Biological process (GO): L-phenylalanine biosynthetic process
Cellular component (GO): chloroplast; cytoplasm
Molecular function (GO): prephenate dehydratase activity; arogenate dehydratase activity
Source: RefSeq, a predicted model, not a curated record
CUCCUCCAUAGCACACCACAACACCAUCCUCUGAAGACUUCUCUACUCUCAGCCAUAUAAAAAACCCCCUCACCCCCUCCUUUUUCUCUCAGCUUGACGUUCCCUUCUAUAGAGAACACCAAGCUUAAACCUCCCUAGCCCCGGCACAAAAUAUAUAAAUUAAUAGAUAUAUAAACAAUCCCCUUAAUUUCUCUCUAAUCUCCAUUUCCAGUUCGUUUUUUCAAGAAUUAGAAAUUAACUAUGCAGUCGCUAUCUCCUCCAUCUCCAAUCAAGUCCCUGAUCCGGCCACGGCCUCGGGUCAUCCGAGGGAGUCCCAACAAACUCGUCCUCCAAUGCAUCUACCGUUCCGACUCGGUAUCUUUCCCGAACGGCGUCGGUUCGAACAGGGCAGAUUGGCAAAGUUCCUGUUCUAUACUAGCAAGCAAAGUGGUAGCUCAACAACAGCCAACCGAUAAAUCUAGUAGAAGUGGCGAUGUUGACGGUGGAGCAGAUCACGUGGCUGCAGUUAACGGCCACAAGACAUCUAUGGACUUAAACCUUGUCCCGAUAGAAAAAACCGCGAGCUCGAACAACAACAGCAGCAUCAAGCCUCAUCAGCCUCAAAAACCGUUAACGAUAACUGACUUAUGUCCCGCCCCUAUGCAUGGGUCCCAUCUCCGAGUCGCGUACCAAGGAGUUCCAGGCGCGUACUCUGAAGCUGCUGCAGGAAAAGCUUACCCCAACUGUGAAGCGAUUCCUUGUGACCAGUUUGAGGUUGCUUUUCAAGCUGUCGAGCUUUGGAUAGCCGAUCGUGCUGUUUUACCUGUCGAAAACUCACUCGGUGGAUCUAUUCACCGGAAUUAUGACCUCCUCCUCCGUCACCGACUCCAUAUAGUAGGUGAGGUUCAGUUACCGGUCCACCACUGCCUCCUUGCCCUCCCUGGAGUCCGAAAGGAGUAUAUUAACCGCGUCAUUUCGCACCCACAAGCUCUUGCUCAAUGCGAAUUAACGCUGACCAAACUCGGUCUCCAGGCUGCGCGUGAGGCCGUGGAUGAUACAGCAGGUGCUGCUGAGUAUAUUGCUGCCAACAACCUCCGUGACACGGCGGCGAUUGCUAGUGCACGCGCUGCGGAGCUUUAUGGGAUGCAGGUGCUUGCUGAUGGGAUCCAAGACGAUUCAAGUAAUGUCACACGCUUUGUUAUGUUGGCGCGUGAGCCGAUUAUACCGAGAACGGACAGGCCGUUUAAGACAAGCAUCGUGUUCGCUCAUGAUAAAGGGACGAGUGUGCUGUUCAAGGUGCUUUCAGCUUUUGCGUUUAGAAACAUCAGUUUGACGAAGAUUGAAUCAAGGCCGCAUAGGAACCGUCCGAUUAGGUUAGUUGAUGAUGGGAAUGUGGGGACAGCAAAGCAUUUUGAGUACAUGUUUUAUAUUGAUUUUGAAGCAUCCAUGGCUGAGGUUAGAGCACAGAAUGCAUUGGCUGAGGUUCAAGAAUUCACAUCAUUCUUGAGGGUGUUAGGGAGCUAUCCCAUGGACAUGACACCUUGGUGUCCAUCAAGAGGAGAGGAUGAUGAUGAUGAUGAGAAAAACCCAUUUUAAUUAUCAAGAAAAGGUGUAAUUAUUUGCACAAAAAUGGGUUUUAAUUUAUUUUUCUUUUUUCUUAUCUGUUGGGAAUUUUUAAUUCUACAAUGAACAAAGAAGUUGUUGAUAAUGACAAUGACAAUGAUGAUAUGAUAAUGAUGUUGUUGUUGUUGCAGUAA